This is a messenger RNA of Magallana angulata, 1312 nucleotides long. RefSeq names its product galactose mutarotase-like. Gene Ontology annotation, molecular function: carbohydrate binding; aldose 1-epimerase activity. The coding region runs from base 130 to 1164 and encodes 344 amino acids. The transcript is spliced from 9 exons. Lineage: Eukaryota; Metazoa; Mollusca; Bivalvia; Ostreida; Ostreidae. The record is from RefSeq and is a predicted model, not a curated record. Gene Ontology annotation, biological process: glucose metabolic process; beta-D-galactose catabolic process via UDP-galactose, Leloir pathway.
AAAUUUCAUUAUUGCAAGUCAACGUCUCCAUACCAUUACACGAUACCACAACAGGUAAUACAUGCAUGUAGAUUAGAUAUCUGACAAGAGAAGAUCCCGAAUUUUUCCACUGCAAAAUACUUUAACAGUAUGACUGGUGUUGUCCCUUCACAAGAUUCCUUUGGUACACUGAAAGACGGCACGCAAGUAUCGAGAUUUAGUUUUACAAAUAAAAAUAAUGUGACUGUCCGUGUGAUCAACUAUGGUGCAACUAUUACUGACGUUCUUCUCCCAGACAAAAACGGAUCAGUUGAAGACAUAAGCCUUGGUUUUGAUAGCGUUCAAGAGUACAAGUCUCAGCAUUCCUACAUUGGGGCUGCUUUAGGACGCGUGACCGAGAGGAUAAAAGGCGCGAAAUUUGAAAUUGACGGCGUGGAGUAUAAAGUUUCUGCAAACGACAACAACAUUCACCAGGUUCAUGGAGGAAUUUCCGGUUUUGAUACGAAAAUGUUUACGGCUUCAAUCAACGGCGAUACUGUUGUGAUGAAAUACGUCAGCCUUGACGGCGAAGAAGGCUUUCCGGGGGAAGUAACGGCGGAGUUCACCUUCCGGUUGACGGAGGAAAACGAGUUAAUUCUGGGAUACACAGCUACCACAACUAAACCCACCCCAGUCAACCUAUCAAAUCACGUGUACUUUAAUCUAGCUGGUCACGGAGCGGGGAAUGUAGGCGACCACAUUCUGACGGUAAAUUCCUGUCGCCACAUUCCGUUGGACAAAGAAUACAUACCACUAGGGGACGGGACUAUAUCUGAUGUAAAGGGAACACCCUUCGACUUAACCACGCCCACUCAGCUGAGGGAGCGAAUGAAAGACGUGCUAGUGUCUAACUAUGUGUUUGAAGGUCAUGGAAAGAAGAAACACGUUGCUAAACUCGAACUACCAUCCACCGGCCGAACGGUCGAUUGCUUCACAACGGAACCGUGUAUGGAGACUUACUUCUCUUGUGCCAUGAGAACUAUGAAGGGCAAGAAUGGCGCUACAUACGGAGCUUAUGAAAAUGGCGGGAUAUGUCUAAUACCUAUGCAGUACAGCAGUGCUGUUAAUAUGCCCAAUUUUCCAAACAUGAUUUUGCAGCCAGGACAGACAUACACACAAACAACGUCAUACAAAUUCGGGUUCUAGUGCAUUCCCGGUAAUUAUUCACCGAGGAGCUCCAGAGCUACAGAAAUAUUCAACACUAGCACCGAGGAAGCUAUUGUUAAACGAAAUCAUUAAAUCAUUAAACAUUAAAAUCUUGCAAUUAAACCUUAUUUGAUUAAAACACGUUGGG